Messenger RNA from Astyanax mexicanus (Mexican tetra), 4923 nucleotides. RefSeq names its product phosphoribosylformylglycinamidine synthase (gene pfas). The record is from RefSeq and is a predicted model, not a curated record. Gene Ontology annotation, molecular function: phosphoribosylformylglycinamidine synthase activity. Bases 190 to 4137 code for a protein of 1315 amino acids. Lineage: Eukaryota; Metazoa; Chordata; Actinopteri; Characiformes; Acestrorhamphidae. The transcript has 29 exons. Gene Ontology annotation, biological process: 'de novo' IMP biosynthetic process.
GGUCUGGACACGAGCGGAAGGUUAGCUGUGUGCACGUGGCUGCGGGUCUGUCAACAGUGGUGGUCGGGAGCUGCUCGAGCUACUGCCCGGGAACAGAGACCCUCCAACAGCUCGGCCUUCAGACUUCUGCACGGAGAGAGAGAGAGAGACACUGCGGGAGCAGCGGCGGAUCAUUCAUAGACUGGGAUCAUGACUGUGUUGCAGUUCUACAGGAGAGAAGAAUCUGAAGGGGGGCGAACUCUGAGGAGGGUUAAACAGCUGUAUCCGUAUGCCACCAUAACAACUGAACUGUGCUACAAUGUUGAGCUGAAAGAUGCUGAGUCUUUGAGUAAAGAGCAGAAGGAUGUUUUGCGCUGGUUGUUUAGUCCUCCUCACUCUGUAGCUCUGUUGGAUGAGCCCACUCUCAAAGUCACAUCACCUGGAGAGACCCUUGUGGAGAUCGGCCCCAGGUUGAACUUCUCCACUGCAUGGUCCACAAAUGCAGUGUCCAUAUGCCAGAGUGCAGGGCUGGACCUGGUGACCAGAGUUGAGGUGUCUCGCAGACACUUAAUUAAGGAUGGACAGAACGGACCUAGGAAUGGUGGAGAGAUGGAAAAGCUGGUUGCUCUCUUGUAUGACAGCAUGACUGAGUGUGUCUACACCAAGCCCAUCGCAUCUUUUUCUGUGGACGUUCAGCCACAGAAAGUGUUUGAGGUUGACAUUCUAGGAAAAGGUCGACCUGCUUUGGAGAAAGCCAAUGAUGAGCUUGGUUUGGCCUUUGACUCCUGGGAUCUAGACUACUACACAGCAUUGUUUCAGAGAGUGAAGAGAAACCCCACCAGUGUAGAAUGCUUCGACCUUGCUCAGUCCAACAGUGAGCACAGUCGCCACUGGUUCUUUCGGGGCCGGAUGGUGGUUGACGGGCAGGAGCAGAAAGACACGCUCUUCAGCCUGAUUAUGGGAACCCAGCAGCACAGCAACCAGAAUAAUGUGAUUAAAUUCUGUGACAACAGCAGUGGCAUUAAAGGCAUGGAGCUGGAGUGCAUGUUUCCCACUGACCCGUCUCAGGCCAGCUGCUAUGAGACCAGAAGCACCACCAGACACGUCAUCUUCACUGCAGAAACACACAACUUCCCCACCGGUGUUGCUCCAUUCAGCGGAGCCACCACUGGCACUGGUGGACGAAUCCGAGAUGUGCAGAGUGCUGGCCAGGGGGGUCAUGUGAUUGCGGGGACAGCUGGCUACUGCUUUGGUAACCUCCACAUUCCAGGUUUUUCUCUCCCAUGGGAGGAGGAUGGUUGGGAGUAUCCGUCCACCUUCGCCCCUCCUCUGCAGGUUGCUAUUGAAGCAAGUGAUGGAGCUUCUGACUAUGGUAACAAAUUUGGAGAGCCGGUUCUUGCAGGCUUUGCUAGAUCCUUUGGAAUGCGAUUGGCCAAUGGGGAGCGACGGGAAUGGAUCAAACCAAUCAUGUUCAGUGGUGGGCUGGGUUCCAUUGAGGAUAAGCAUGUGAAGAAAGAGGAGGCAGAACCAGGUAUGGAGGUGGUAAAAAUUGGAGGUCCUGUGUAUAGGAUUGGUGUAGGAGGAGGGGCUGCAUCGUCUGUACAGGUGCAAGGCGAUAACUCCAGUGAUCGUGAUCUGGGUGCAGUGCAGAGAGGAGAUGCUGAGAUGGAACAAAAGAUGAAUCGUGCUCUCAGGGCCUGCUUGGAGAGAGCAACAGGAAACCCCAUCUGCAGUAUCCAUGACCAGGGUGCUGGGGGAAAUGGAAAUGUAUUGAAAGAGCUAAGCGAGCCUGCUGGAGCGGUCAUCUACACCAGCAUGUUUAAGAGAGGAGACCCCACUCUCAGUGUUCUGGAGCUGUGGGGAGCCGAGUACCAGGAGAGUAAUGCUCUCUUGCUCCGCCCGUCUGACCGGGGCUUCGUUGAGAAAGUUUGUCAGAGGGAGAAGUGCCCUGUGGAUUUUGUAGGCAAAAUCACAGGGGAUGGCAAGAUUGUUCUUGUGGAUGAUUUGAACAACCAGUGUGAUGGAGUGAACAAUGGACGGUGCCCUGUGGACCUGGAGCUGGAUUGGGUGUUAGGAAAGAUGCCUCAGAAAGAGUUUGUGAUGGACUGUGUGGUGCCCUCUCUGAAGCCUCUUUCGCUCCCUGCUGGCCUGUCUGUUCUGCCUGCUCUAGAGAGAGUCCUCAGACUGCCUGCAGUGGCCAGCAAACGCUACCUCACAAACAAGGUGGAUCGUUCUGUGACUGGAUUGAUUGCCCAGCAGCAGUGUGUAGGACCCCUCCACACCCCAUUGGCUGAUGUGGCUGUGGUCGCCCUAUCACCCUUUAGUCUUCAGGGUGCUGCCACAGCAAUUGGGGAGCAGCCGAUUAAAGGCCUGGUUUCUCCGGCAGCGGGGGCUCGAAUGGCUGUGGGCGAGGCCCUCACUAACCUGGUGUUUGCCCAAGUCACUGCCCUUAAGGAUGUGAAAUGCAGUGGCAACUGGAUGUGGGCGGCAAAGUUGCCGGGUGAGGGGGCUUAUCUGUGGGAGGCUUGUCAGGCAAUGUGCAAGGUAAUGGGUGAGCUCGGCGUGGCUGUGGAUGGAGGAAAAGAUUCCCUCAGCAUGGCGGCUCGUGUCGGCGGAGAAACCAUCAAAGCACCAGGCGCUCUGGUGAUUUCUGUGUAUGCUGUGUGUCCUGAUAUCACUGCUACUGUCACCCCUGACCUGGAUGAUCAAGAAGGCAAAGGUGUGCUGCUGUAUGUUCCUGUUAGUGCUGGUAAAUAUAGGCUGGGUGGUUCAGCUCUUGCUCAGUGUUAUGGCCAGUUGGGAGACUGCUGCCCAGACCUUGAUCAUCCAGACCUUCUGUCAGCCUGUUUCAACACAACCCAGUUGCUCAUUCAGGACCACCUGCUAAGUGCAGGGCAUGAUGUUAGUGAUGGAGGACUCAUUUCUUGUCUUCUGGAGAUGGCUUUUGCUGGGAAUCGUGGGUUAGAGGUGAACUUGCCGUUUGAAGGUGUUGGAGUGAUUGAGGCCCUGUUCUCAGAGGAGCUGGGCUUGGUGUUGGAAGUGUGUGAGAACAAUGCAGACAGUGUGUGUCAGCGUUACACAAAUGCUGGACUUGUCUGCCACAGGAUUGGCACUACCUGUGGCUUUGGACCGGACUCCAUGGUCCGGGUGAGUCUGUGUGGGCAGGAAGUGCUGAAUGAAAGUCUGCCCACUCUCAGGACAUUGUGGGAAAGCACAAGCUUCCAAUUGGAACGUUUGCAGGCCAAUCCGCUCUGUGUUCUACAGGAAGAGGAGGGAUUGACCACUCGCACUGAGCCGUUCUUCAAGUUGUCGUUUGACCCAACAGAAUUCCCUCUGCUUAAAGAGAUUGAUGGAGGGAAGCCUCGUGUUGCAGUGGUCCGGGAGGAAGGUAGCAAUGGAGAUCGAGAGAUGGCUGUGUCUCUGUUUAUGGCUGGGUUUGAGGUAUGGGAUGUCACAAUGCAGGACCUGUGCUCUGGCUCCAAAACUCUGGAUCCCUUUAGAGCUGUUGUGUUUGUGGGUGGCUUCAGUUAUGCAGAUGUUCUGGGCUCAGCUAAAGGCUGGGCAGCCACAGUGACCUUUAACACCCGGGCCCGCGAGGAGUUUGAGCGUUUCCGACGUCGAGAGGACACCCUGAGUCUGGGGGUGUGCAACGGCUGCCAGCUCCUGGCACUUCUAGGCUGGGUGGGUGGAGCUGAUGAUGGAGGUUCUGAUGUGAUCUUGACCCACAAUAAGUCUGGGCGUUUUGAGUCCCGGUUUGUGAGUGUGGGUAUUCUGCCUUCUCCAGCUGUGAUGCUAAAGGGAAUGGAGGGAUCUGCUCUGGGCGUUUGGGUCGCCCAUGGAGAAGGUCUGAUGCAGUUCCGCUGCCCUGAGGCUCAGGACAGACUGAUCAGUGCUUCUCUGGCACCUGUUCGCUACAUUGAUGAUUCUGGAGCCCCUACUGAGACCUACCCCAUGAACCCCAACGGUUCUGCUCAGGGUAUAGCAGGCAUCUGUUCACCGGAUGGCCGUCACCUGGCCAUGAUGCCGCACCCAGAGCGUGCUGUGCUGGGCUGGCAGUGGCCUUGGGUCCCGCAACCCCUCAGGGCAUCUCUCAAGCCCUCGCCUUGGCUCCGCAUGUUCCAAAACGCUGCUGCCUGGUGUCAGACCACGAGCCAGUGAGAGAAUGUCUGUGCCACUGUAAUCAUUAUGCCUGUGCCUCCUGUACUGUUACUUGUCUAUGACAAGCUGUGAGACCUUUGUACUGACGAUGUGAGAGAGUGUUUAAAUAGUUUACAUAGUGUUUGGCACAAGGCUAGACUUCUACAUCUGUGUUUUUCUAGACAGGUGAAAAUAACAAGCAUUGUUAUUGAUUAUUGCUGAUUAUUGCCCAUUUUCAGAUAAAACGCAUACAUAUAUACAUACAAACACAUGCAUAUUGUUGCAGUCAAACUUUAACAUAAUGUGAAUUGAGUUUCAUUGUCAAUCAUUUCAUUGUCAAUUUCAUGAAGAAUGGACCAAUACAAAUGACCCCAAAUCUUUUUUUAUAUUGACAUCUAUUUCCGUUGUGAAGGGUUUUUAAGCGACAACAAUGGUUUGGUAGCACUCUGUCACUGUGCCAAGUGUGAAAAUAGUUUUUUUUAUUACUUGCACUAUAGAAUCAAGUAAUGAGGACCAAAUUGUCUCAGCAUUCCUACUUGUAUCAGUAUUAUAGUCCAAUGGAAACAUGUCAAAAAAUAGGGAAAAAAAAUGUUUUAACAUUUUUGAAGCUCAUAUGUAUCGUUAUUUGGGCAGGAGACAAUUUAUGGCAGUUAGAACAGAAUGUACCAUGAGCUUGUCUUACAGUAUGGUUGCACAAGGUUAAGAAUGUAUUUUCCUAGGUAACAUUUCAUUGAGUAAAAAACACUACUAGAACCAAAAAUAUCAAUUAAACUGUUGACACAAUUAAAUAACAAUUAAGUAAUAUGA